CCCUUCUCAUCUGAUUAUUUUCUCCAUACCAGGAUAAAUCAACAAUGGCAAAGCUCGCAGUUUACUUAGCCACCCUUGCUCUCAUUUUGUUCCUUGCCAAUGCUUCAAUCACAUCUGUGACGGUCGAAAGCGAGGAAAACCGGGAUAGCUGUGAACAGCAGAUAAGGAAGCAAGCCCACCUGAAGCACUGCCAGAAGUACAUGGAGGAAGAGUUGGGUGGCGAAGGCAGCGACAAUAUAGCCGGCGGGUACAUUGACUCAUGUUGCCAGCAGCUAGAGAAGAUGGAUACGCAAUGCAGAUGUCAAGGUCUAAGACAUGCAACGAUGCAACAGAUGCAACAGAUGCAAGGACAAAUGGGGAGCAAACAGAUGCGAGAGAUCAUGCAAAAGGUUACCAAGAAAAUAAUGUCCGAAUGUGAGAUGGAGCCUGGGAGGUGUGACACGCCAUCUCGCAGUUUGAUUUAGACAAAAUAUGUUCUCAAGAAUAAAUGUAAUGUCUCCCUUAGUUACUGUGGUGUUUUAGCUGUACUCGCUUUCUUCAUCACAAUAAAAAGCACAUAAUCGUGUGCAUUUUGUUAAAA
Messenger RNA from Gossypium arboreum, 580 nucleotides. RefSeq names its product 2S sulfur-rich seed storage protein 1-like. NCBI's taxonomy places the organism in Eukaryota, Viridiplantae, Streptophyta, Magnoliopsida, Malvales, Malvaceae. The transcript has a single exon. The coding region runs from base 45 to 464 and encodes 139 amino acids. Gene Ontology annotation, molecular function: nutrient reservoir activity. The record is from RefSeq and is a predicted model, not a curated record.